Messenger RNA from Alosa alosa (allis shad), 1225 nucleotides. It is a transcript of the gene gnpda1, whose product is annotated as glucosamine-6-phosphate deaminase 1. Gene Ontology annotation, cellular component: cytoplasm. The coding region runs from base 185 to 991 and encodes 268 amino acids. Lineage: Eukaryota; Metazoa; Chordata; Actinopteri; Clupeiformes; Clupeidae. The record is from RefSeq and is a predicted model, not a curated record. The transcript is spliced from 7 exons. Gene Ontology annotation, biological process: carbohydrate metabolic process; D-glucosamine catabolic process; N-acetylneuraminate catabolic process. Gene Ontology annotation, molecular function: glucosamine-6-phosphate deaminase activity; identical protein binding.
AGCACGAAAGGAUCGUGUGUGAACGAUUUAAACGUUGUGUUUUAGAUAACAAUAAAUGCCAUGGGGUUGCAAUACAUUUUAAAUGUAGAUAAAGAACAGUAGGCUCUUUCUUCUGAAAGAUUAACGCUUUCUACGCGGCUGUAGCACAAAGCAGGCUAGUGUGAAGCUGUCUGCUCAAUAAAGAAUGAAGUUGAUCAUCCUCGAGGACUAUGAUCAAACCAGCGAGUGGGCUGCGAAAUACAUCAGGAACCGAAUCGUAAAGUUUAAACCCGGUCCGAACAAGUACUUUAUAUUAGGUCUUCCAACAGGAGGUACACCUCUGGGAUGUUACAAGAAACUAAUUGAGUUCUACAAGAAGGGGGAGAUUUCCUUCCAGUAUGUCAAAACAUUCAAUAUGGAUGAGUAUGUUGGGCUGCCGAGAGACCAUCCUGAAAGCUAUCACUCCUUUAUGUGGAAUAAUUUCUUUAAGCACAUUGACAUAAGAGCAGAGAAUGCUCAUAUCCUAGAUGGCAAUGCCCCAGACUUGCAAAAAGAGUGCCAGGAUUUUGAGGCCAAGAUCCAAGCUGCUGGAGGGAUUGAUCUCUUUGUUGGGGGGAUCGGACCUGAUGGCCACAUUGCUUUCAAUGAGCCUGGGUCUAGCCUUGUCUCCAGGACCAGAGUGAAGACCCUGGCAAUGGAUACCAUCCUGGCCAAUGCCCGGUUCUUUGAUGGAGAUCUCUCCAAAGUGCCCACCAUGGCGCUCACUGUGGGCGUGGGCACAGUCAUGGAUGCUCGAGAGGUCAUGAUCCUCAUAACAGGGGCACACAAAGCAUUUGCCUUGUACAAGGCCAUAGAGGAGGGAGUGAACCACAUGUGGACUGUGUCUGCAUUCCAGCAGCACCCCCAAACUAUCUUUGUGUGUGAUGAAGAUGCCACCCAAGAGCUAAGAGUCAAAACAGUGAAAUACUUCAAAGGGAUGAUGCAUGUCCACAAUAAACUGGUGGAGCAAUAACCAGAUGAGGAUCAUGUAUACUGCGUCUGCACUGAUCUGAGUCAGAUAGUCUAUCACCAUUUGAUUUUGAUGUGUUAACUGAUCUGUUGUGAAUUCCAAACAUAGGCCUACAUGUUUAGUGCGCCUACUUUUCAUCAUAAAUUUGAUUCACCAUGUUGCCUUACUCAUUAUUUUCUUACUUUUUGUAUGCUUCAUACACUAAAUAAAGCGCUUUGGCAUUGCAUAAUUACAAAA